CCCAAAUUCUUUAACCAGCCAGCCCCUAAAUCCCUAACAUUUGUUACUCACUCCAUCUAUAACGAAGCUGCAAUUCAACGAGCUCCUCUCCCCCUUCUCGUUUUCUCCCCUUAGGAAAAAGAAGUCUUCAAUCUCAGAUCUGAUUCAGCAUUGGAAUAUCAAUAUCAGUGGUCCAGGACUGUAAGCUGUAACUUAAUUAGGUUACCGGUUGUAGUUCUUCCUAUAGUGUUUCCGUUUUGCAGACAUUGCAUUUGAAAAAGGCAAGCAUUCAAGCCUAAAUUUGAAUGAUAGAGGCUAGAGUCAGAAACAGCAACAAUACUAUCUGAUGGAGUUAAGGAGCUUGACCCAUUUUCACUUUAUCAAUGCCAUUAAAGGUGGUUCUGUGGCAAAGUUCAUGAAUGUGGAUUUUCGUGGACGACCAGCACUCAAAUUUAAGGAAAUCAAGGAAGUAUACAAUUUAAGAGACACCGAAAAUCAUGAUCAAGUUCCAACAGUUCAUCUACGUGAUGAUUUAGAGAGCUCGCCAACCGAAUGUAAUGGGGUUGAGGUAGAGACCACAGCCUUCUCUUUGGUGAGAGGAGUAAAAAUCAAAAGCGAACCUGAAGAUUGUGAUUUGAAUUGGAGUAACAAUGGUGAUGAAAGAAUUGGCGACUUGCAUGAUCUUAGCUUUGUCAAUAUGACGUUGAGACAGCUUAAGAAGAGCUGUAAAUCAAAGAAAAGAAAAUGCUCGAACUUUGUUGGUUUAAAUAAAGAAACCAUGAAAACUUGCUCUAGUGUGGAACAUGAGUUGCCGAACUUUUUGCCCGAGGAUGAUGGAUAUGAUCUUGAAGAGCCUCUUAUUAGUUUGAAAUCCAAACUAUCCAAGAAUAUGAAGAAGAGGAAGAGAAAGUCUUCAGGGAAGAGCGUCUCUGUUUCAUCUCCAAAUGGGGUUUCGCUUGCACCUGUCAAAGUUGAGGUUCCUGAGCCAUGUUACUCAAAAUGUGGAACCAUGUUCGGUGUUACAUCUGUUCCAAGGUUUAGUCACAGUAAGCAAGUGGAUUCUACUGUUACUGUAUCUAAUGAUGUUCCUGAAACUGCUAAUGUAUAUAGUUCAGAGACUAAGGUGCCUUAUCCUACAAAAGAACCUCAAUACGAUUCGCUUAAUGAAGUGUCCUAUGAAUACAGGGGAAAUUUAGAGUCAGAAUAUGAUGUGGGGAUUUCUAAUUGGGAUAUUGUAAAGGUAGACAGUCCAGAAACAGUAAGUUAUGAGUACUCUGACCUGUCAGAAUUUAGAAAGGAUGAUUAUAUUUCCCGUCCUCUUUCUUAUGAUGUCCCCGUAGAAUUAAUGUCUCCAACAAAGGAUUAUAAUGGUUAUAGUUUGAUUCGAGUUCCAGAGAUAGCCAUUCCUUGUGGUCUAGGAGGAGGUAGUACAUUGUUUCCCGUAGAAGAACCUGUACGCAGUGUUUCGAAUGGGGUGUCUUGUGAAUAUAUUGAUGUUAUUCCUCAAUCUGGUGCCAGUUCUUCCGGUUGGGAGAUUGUUAAGGUAGACAGUCCAGAAAUUAUCAGUUACCAAUGUUCAGGCUCGCAAGUAUUUGGACAAGAAAGUUAUACGGUCUAUGCUUUACCUAAUGAUAUUUCCCCAGAGUCAAUGCCUCCAACCAAGGGUUGUUCUCCUGAUUUGGAUGAUAGCUCUAUAAAUAAUUCUGCUGACCACCAGACGGCUUGUCAAACCAGCAGUAAUGACAGAACUGAAGUACCUGAGACAGACAAUGAUGAUAGCCUCCAAUGCUUGGAAAAUAUCAAUGAAGGUAGUACAUGCUCCCAUGAGAGCAGAACUGCACAUGGUUGGCCUUUAAACAGUGCCAUCAGUCCUUCCAGCGACGAUGGGUUGCAUCGGAGUUCGUCAUGCCUGAAUCUCACAAGACAUUCAGUCCCUGUCUUUGGCGCUUCUUCUUCAGCAGGGAAGCAAUCCCAGUUGCCUGCCUCCAUGGCAACUAAUGACGAUGCUUCGGAUAAGCCUAUGACAUCACCAGGAGGUCCAGAUUAUGAUCAAAGGAAUCAGCAACAUCAUCCGGAAAGGCUUCUUUCAUAUAGAAAGGCCAUUUCUCCAACCUCCCAAGAACGGCUUUGUCGGGCUAUGGAGUUAACUGGGUUGGAUGAAGAUGAGCGUCAACAAUGUAGAGGGAAAUUAUACUUUGGGAAGCAGACCAAUCAUAGGAUGUUAAAAGCUCAUGGCCUUGACCAGUUAGGGAGAGAUGGAGCCACUAUCAAGCCAAAACCAUUUAUGAGAAGUGCAAAACAAGAUAAGAAAGGAUCCCCCCCUAAGGGCAUUCUCAAGGUUCAUCCAUCUCGUACGGCACCACAUGUUAGCAGUGCAUGCACCACUCUCCAACGUUGUUCGCAAAGUGCCAUUGCAUUCACGCAGAGACAAAUGCGCGAUAUUGAAUCUUUAGCAACUAAACUCACAACUGAGUUGAAGUCCAUGAAAGAUAUUGUGCUGGGGCAAUUGCAGCCUGAGUUGGAUACCACUGCAGCCACAGAAAAUGCUGAUGAGGUCAGGAUAGCUGUUGAAAGUGCAACAAAAGCUGAAGAAACUGUAAGAAAAUGGCUUUCAAUGAUGGCAAGAGAUUGCAACCGUUUCUGUAAAAUUAUGAAACUAACCGAGGAUUCCGACACUGCUGCUUCCGAACGUGUAAUCCAAAAAGAAAGGAAGAUCACCUUUGCUGAUGAGGCCGGUGGAAAGCUUUGCCAUAUCAAGGUUUUUAAGGAUGAUAUGGACAGCAGCAACACAGCUUCUUUACUACAAUGUGGCACUGUAGAAACAGAGAUAUCUGGUUGAAUUUGAUUUUAGGGCAUCUCUUACGUUUUUGCAGUGACCCCUUGUGUUGUUACAUACCAAGUUGAUUCAACCAGAAUAUGCGGCAAAUAAAGACACCACGCCAUUGACUCCAUUGAGGUUAGUUUUUAUUGCAUAUAUAUAUAUGCAUGAGUUGAGGGGUACUUAAAUUUAUGAGAUGUUCUGCUGCUAUUUGUUUGUUUUGUUCAUAUUUGGAUGAAUGUAAUAAUGUUUAAUUAUGUUGAAUGGAAUCAUUAGUGAAAUGAUCAAUUAAUUUGGAUUUCGAUCUUCAGAAAACUCUUUAUCCUUUACUCUUAUUGGAAAAAAUAUAUUAUUUAUACAUGCAUGGUAGGUUAUUAAUA
Molecule: messenger RNA, 3177 nt
Organism: Gossypium raimondii (Peruvian cotton)
Lineage: Eukaryota; Viridiplantae; Streptophyta; Magnoliopsida; Malvales; Malvaceae
Exons: 7
Coding region: 326-2818 (830 amino acids)
Source: RefSeq, a predicted model, not a curated record